AUGGUUACCAACUACAACUUGUUUGUUUUGUUCACCAAAUCUUUUGAUCGGUUUGGUGCUGUGGGGGGGGGUUCGAGAAUUGGUGGAAGAAGUCAUGGGACCUUAAGGGCAAGGGUGUUCUUCUUUUUUGUGCUUGUUUUUGGGCCGUCUCCAUUGGGUUCGGUACCACCUACGUUUGGUUACCAUCAUGGUCAAAGACAAUUGAAGGAUUGGGACAAUGAUGCUGAAGUGGUGUCAAAUUAUCAGUGUGAGGAAGGCCCAACGGGCAAGAGGAAAUGGACCAACAUGGAAGCCCAACAGAAAACUGGGCCCUCUUAUAUUCCGAAUUUGAAAGCCCGGGAUUACCGAAUAAGGAAAAGCAAAAGACGCAAAAGGAAAAGACCAUUAAAGGCGAACGGAGACUCUCCUCUUUCUUCAUCACCACCAGCAAUGCAGACGCUACUUCUGCCGGCAACACGCGCCGGCAGCUUUACGGUGGUUCCAGUGUCCAGCUCCGCCGUCGCCGCCCCUCGUCUCUCCCAACCAUUUCUCCGGCCGAAUUCCCUGCCCUCACUCCCUCUCAAUUUGACUCGUUCUUCUUCUUCUUCUUCUCUCGGUUCCUCCAUCUCUCGUCAACCAUGGAAGCUUCCCUUCUCCGCAAGCGCUUCUUCUCAAGUGUCUACGGCUUUCACUGCCUCGAAUGACGAAUCAGAGAAGGCAAAACUCGAGCAGGUGGCGAAGAGAUUGGAGAAGACGGCGAGGUAUUUCAAGCGUUUGGGAAACUUAGGGUUUUGGGGUCAGCUGGUCUGCACCGUCGUGGCUGCCGUCAUACUCUCAUUCUCCGUCGUUAUUACCGGAAAAGUGACAUCUCCGGCCACGUUUUAUGCCACAGCGGGUGGAAUAGUGGCUGCCUUCAUUUCUGUGUUUUGGUCCUUUGGCUACAUUCGCCUCUCGGAGAAGCUCCGAAAAACUGCAAAUGACCCCACCAAGGCACCCCCUCGUGCUGAUGUAGUGAAAGGCUUGAAAAAUGGAAUAGUGAUGAACCUGUUGGGGAUGGGUGCUGCUAUUCUUGGCAUGCAAGCCACGGUUGGGUUGUUAGUUGCUAAGGCUCUCACUACCUCGACAAACCCGUUAUAUCAGGGAAUUUCUCCCGGUAGCAGCCCAGUUCUCGCAUUGGAUGUAUUUUUGGUGCAGGCUUCAGCGAAUACUAUUCUUUCACAUUUUCUUGGGCUUGUUUUCUCAUUGGAGUUGUUGCGAUCAGUCACGUUACCACCUUCAGAAGCGACUCCAUUUCCCAAGUUUGCAUAA
Molecule: messenger RNA, 1287 nt
Organism: Sphenostylis stenocarpa
Lineage: Eukaryota; Viridiplantae; Streptophyta; Magnoliopsida; Fabales; Fabaceae
Source: the annotation of a GenBank genome assembly